CCUGGCCUUCCUCCGGGCAGGAGCCUCGUGAUUAAGAGAGGGGGCUGGUGAUUAAGUUAAUCACCAGCCAUCAGUGAUUUCAUCAUUCCUGCCUACAUAAUGAAGCCCUAAACUAGUUGGGGUUUGGAGAGCUUCCAAGCUUGUGAACACACUUCGGUGCUCAAAGGGUGGCCAGCCCAGAGAGGGCAUAGAAGCUCAGCACCCCUUCCUUGCCCUCUGGUUGUUCCUGAGUUGUAUCCUUUAUAAUAAAUGGGUAACAGUAAGUCUGCCCUGCUUCCUCACCAGACCUCACUUCCAGCCUGUGCGCUGCUGGGCUGGCCACAAGUUCAUGUCUGGAAGCUGCUUUGAGAGUCUCCUGAGGCCCCGGCCACUCCCUGCUGCCGUCCCUUUGAGCCUGGUUCUUCUGUCUGCAGGCCUCCUGGGCCCGCUGCCCACACAUGCCACCCUGUUCCUGCCCCCUGCUGGGGGUCUGCGCCCUAGUCUCCUUGGCCAUCCUGGGGCACAUCCUGCUUCAUGACUUCGACGUGGUACCCCGAGAGCUGCGCAGCUUCUCCCAAGAGGAGAUUUACCCAGCUCGCCAGCCCGGAGCCAGCGGCCAAGGGCCCCAGCCCGUCCCAGGGCGCCACGGCAGCCCCAGGGCAGCACCCACACAGUGCGACCUGCCCCCCGACAGCCGCUUCGACUGCGCCCCAGACAAGGCCAUCACCCAGGAGCAGUGUGAGGCCCGGGGCUGCUGCUACAUGCCUGCAAGGUGGCCUUCGGGCACCCAGAUGGGGCAGCCCUGGUGCUUCUUCCCUCCCAGCUAUCCCAGUUACAGGCUGGAGAACCUGACUACCACCAAGACGGGCUACACGGCCACCCUGAUCCGUGCCACCCCGACCUUCUUCCCCAAGGACAUCAUGACCUUGCGGCUGGACGUGCUGCUGGAGACUGAGAGCCGGCUCCACUUCACGAUCAAAGAUCCCACCAACCAGCGCUAUGAGGUGCCCUUGGAGACCCCACGUGUCCGCAGCCAGGCGCCGUCCACGCUCUACAGCGUGGAGUUCUCAGAGGAGCCCUUUGGGGUGAUCAUGCGGCGGAAGCUGGAUGGACGGGUGCUGCUGAACACCACAGUGGCCCCCCUGUUCUUCGCCGACCAGUUUCUGCAGCUGUCCACCUCCCUGCCGUCCCAGCACAUCACGGGCCUUGCCGAACACCUCGGGCCCCUGAUGCUCAGCACCAACUGGACCAAGAUCACUCUCUGGAACCGGGACGUUGCGCCUGCGCCCGACGUGAACCUAUAUGGAUCUCACCCUUUCUACCUGGUCCUGGAGGAUGGCGGUUUAGCUCACGGGGUCUUCCUGCUGAACAGCAAUGCCAUGGAUGUGGUCCUGCAGCCCAGCCCAGCCCUCAGCUGGAGGUCGACAGGCGGGAUCCUGGAUGUGUACAUCUUCCUGGGCCCGGAGCCCAAGAGCGUGGUGCGGCAGUACCUGGACAUCGUGGGCUACCCGUUCAUGCCACCGUACUGGGGCCUGGGCUUCCACCUGUGCCGCUGGGGCUACUCCUCCACCGCCAUCACCCGCCAGGUUGUGGAGAACAUGACCAGGGCACACUUCCCUCUGGACGUCCAGUGGAAUGACCUGGACUACAUGGACGCCAGGCGGGACUUCACUUUCAACAAGGACGGCUUUGGGGACUUCCCGGCCAUGGUGCAGGAUCUCCACCAAAGUGGCCGGCGGUACAUCAUGAUUGUUGAUCCUGCCAUCAGCAGCUCCAGCCCUGCCGGGACCUACCGACCCUACGACGAGGGUCUGAGGCGGGGCGUCUUCAUCACCAAUGAGACUGGGCAGCCGCUGAUUGGGCAGGUGUGGCCCGGACUCACCGCCUUCCCUGACUUCACCAACCCCGAGGCCCUUGACUGGUGGCAGGACAUGGUGGCCGAGUUCCACGCCCAGGUGCCCUUUGACGGCAUGUGGAUCGACAUGAACGAGCCAUCCAAUUUUGUGAGGGGCUCAGUGGAUGGCUGCCCCAACAGCAACCUGGAGAACCCGCCCUACGUGCCAGGGGGCUCUCAAGAUGUGGGGGGCGCCAGCCUGCCGGGAGGAGGCUCCAAGGAAACAGCCCGCUCUCCUCCAGGGGUGGUUGGCGGGACCCUCCGGGCAGCCACCAUCUGCGCCUCCGGCCACCAGUUCCUGUCCACGCACUACGACCUGCACAACCUGUACGGCCUGACCGAAGCCUUCGCCUCCCACAGGGCUCUGGUAAAGGCUCGGGGAACGCGCCCCUUUGUGAUCUCUCGCUCAACCUUUGCCGGCCACGGCCAAUACGCCGGCCACUGGACCGGGGACGUGUGGAGCAGCUGGGAGCAGCUUUCCUACUCCGUGCCAGAAAUCCUGCUCUUCAAUCUGCUGGGGGUGCCCCUGGUGGGGGCCGACAUCUGUGGCUUCCUGGGCAACACUUCGGAGGAGCUGUGUGUGCGCUGGACCCAGCUGGGGGCCUUCUACCCCUUCAUGCGGAACCACAAUGGCCUGAACAGCCUGCCGCAGGAGCCGUACAGGUUCAGCGAGACGGCACAGCAAGCCAUGAGGAAGGCCUUUGCCCUGCGCUACAUGCUGCUGCCGUAUCUCUACACGCUGUUCCAUGGGGCCCAUGUCAGAGGCGAGACCGUGGCCCGGCCCCUCUUCUUGGAGUUCCCCGAGGACCCCCGCACCUGGACCGUGGACCGCCAGCUCCUGUGGGGGGAGGCUUUGCUCAUCACCCCGGUGCUCAAGGCCGGGAAGGUUGAGGUCACUGGCUACUUCCCCCGCAGCACGUGGUACGACCUGCAGACGGUGCCAGUGGCGGCCUUUGGCAGCCUCCCACCUCCUGCACCCCUCACGUCUGCCAUCCACAGCGAAGGGCAGUGGGUGACACUGUCCGCCCCACUGGACACCAUCAACGUCCACCUCCGGGCCGGGCACAUCAUCCCCAUGCAGGGCCCUGGCCUCACGACCACAGAGUCCCGCAAGAAGCCCAUGGCCCUGGCCGUGGCCCUGACUGCGAGCGGGGAGGCCCGAGGGGAGCUGUUCUGGGACGAUGGGGAGAGCCUGGGAGUGCUGGACCGUGGGGCCUACACGCAGGUCAUCUUCCUGGCCAGGAACAGCACCAUCGUGAACCAGCUGGUGCACGUGAGCAGUGAGGGGGCUGGCCUGCUGCUGAGGAAGGUGACCGUCCUGGGGGUGGCCACAGCCCCCCAGCAGGUCCUCUGCAAUGGCGUUCCUGUAUCCAACUUCACCUACAGCCCUGACACGGAGACCCUGGACAUCCCUAUCUUGCUGACGAUGGGAGAGCAGUUCCUCAUCAGUUGGUCUUAAUCCAGGGCCCAGUGGUGUGCUGCUCCUUUACAGACCUCCCGGCAGCCCAGCACCUGCACCCUCGGUCGGCGGUGUGUGGGCCUUGGGUCAGAGCGCUUACCCCGAAUCGCGUGUCAGUCACUGACAUCCCUGAACACCCGGAUCUGCUUGUGAGUCUGCCUCCCAGGCGCUGGGCCAGCAGCUCUUCUGAGUCUUCUGUCCAGAUCCCAGUCGGGUCAGUGCCCUGAGGGGUGCCCUGUGUUUGGAAUGUUUACUGGAAGGUUUGCUUCGCUGUAGCCUGUCACUGUGAUGCGUGCACUGUCAAGUCACCACUGCCUGCCUGUGACGCAGAGGUGGUGCUUGGGAUGGGGUGGUACCUGCACCCCAAGGUCCCGCCUCGGGCAGCUCUGCUGCUGCUCUGACCUGAUGAAAGCACAGAGCUGGGGGCCGCUGCAGACUGCUUUCUGGGCAGCUGCCCCCGACAACAGGUGGAGGCUGUCCACCAGUCUGACAAGUGGGCCCAGACACUCGGCAGAAUUCACAGGACUUGGGGAACCCUUAAUCUCAAGUGCAAUUAUUUUUAAUAAAAAAGGGGCAUUUGCAAUCAA
Molecule: messenger RNA, 3919 nt
Organism: Eubalaena glacialis (North Atlantic right whale)
Lineage: Eukaryota; Metazoa; Chordata; Mammalia; Artiodactyla; Balaenidae
Gene: GAA
Product: alpha glucosidase
Exons: 20
Coding region: 438-3332 (964 amino acids)
Biological process (GO): glycogen catabolic process; lysosome organization
Cellular component (GO): lysosomal membrane
Molecular function (GO): carbohydrate binding; alpha-1,4-glucosidase activity
Source: RefSeq, a predicted model, not a curated record